ACAAAAAAAGUCUUAGUGCCUUCAAAAGAAAAGAAGAAAGUGUAAUUAUAACCUCUAAUUUUCUGUGUUUUCUCUUACAAUUUUAAAUAAAAUAAACAUUUGAUUUAAAAUGAAUUGGACGGCUAUUAUAUGUAUUUUAAUUUCUUAUUUACCCUGUCAUACGUUUUCAUUAGAACACGACGGAUCAGCGAUAAUUCAUCUACAACAUGCCUUAACCGGUGGUCCUGAUCCCCAAUUUAAGGACAGGGGAAAAAUUACAGUUAAUAGUUUACGUAUUGGUCAGGCUAUAGUGGACCAAAAGCCUUUAGCUGAAGCAGAUCGUAAACUUAUCCAGAAAUUAGCAAGAGAGAAUGAUUUGUAUAGAAUCCAAGCUACUGUAAUAGCUAAUGAUGGGUCUAAAAAGACAUUCCUUUCUUCAGUAAAAGCAUGUAUGCUAGCUGAAGCAGAAUUGGACGAUAGAUUGUCGUUAUCUUUUGAUUACUUGGGUCAUAUUAUUGGAGUUUCUCUUGUCAUUGCUUCUAAAUCAUCAUGUGAAGGUUCCGAUGUACCUCUAGAGAAAUUGAAAGAAUUCACCACGAAUGUUUAUGUACGGCAUACAGAUACAGCUACAAUUCCAGAUACUGCAUCGUAUAUUGAGAAAAUAGAGCGGGAGAGGGACGCCAAAGAAAAGGGUGAUGUGAAAGAUAACAAAUCUUUUCUUGCUAAAUAUUGGAUGUAUAUCUUGCCGGUUGUAAUUUUAAUGGUUAUAUCGUCAGCCACCAAUCCAGAAGCUCAAGGAGGUGGACAAUGAAGGAGAUGAAUAGAAAAAUAAGAUAAUUUAAAAACUGUAUUUAUACCAUUUAUUUCCUAGUCAUUUAAUAAAAAGUUAGGUGUAUAAAA
Molecule: messenger RNA, 879 nt
Organism: Sitophilus oryzae (rice weevil)
Lineage: Eukaryota; Metazoa; Arthropoda; Insecta; Coleoptera; Curculionidae
Gene: EMC10
Product: ER membrane protein complex subunit 10
Exons: 6
Coding region: 110-790 (226 amino acids)
Cellular component (GO): EMC complex
Source: RefSeq, a predicted model, not a curated record